Molecule: messenger RNA, 2428 nt
Organism: Panthera uncia (snow leopard)
Lineage: Eukaryota; Metazoa; Chordata; Mammalia; Carnivora; Felidae
Gene: OVCA2
Product: OVCA2 serine hydrolase domain containing
Exons: 2
Coding region: 100-801 (233 amino acids)
Biological process (GO): response to retinoic acid
Cellular component (GO): nucleus; cytoplasm
Source: RefSeq, a predicted model, not a curated record
CGCCUUCGGGGUGGUGCCAGCAUUUGGUCCCGCCCCUUGCAUAUUCAACUUCCGCUCGGGGAAAGUCUGCUUCCGGCCCCUGGCGCGUUGCCAGGCAAGAUGGCGGCGCGGCGGCCGCUGCGGGUGUUGGGGCUGGCGGGCUUCCGACAGAGCGAGCGGGCCUUCCGCGAGAAGACGGGAGCCCUGAGGAAGGCGCUGCGGGGCCGCGCCGAGCUCGUGUGCCUCAGCGGCCCGCACCUGGUCGCGAAUGCCGCGGGCCCCGAGAGCGUCGGGCCAGCCUCCGGCGAGACGGCCCUGCCCGAGCCCUGCCUUCCGGAGGAGCAGCCUCGAGGCUGGUGGUUUUCAGAACAGGAAGCAGACGUUUUCAACGCCCUGAGCCAUCCCACAGUGUGCAGAGGUCUGGAGGAAGCCUUGGGAACCGUGGCACAGGCACUGAAGAAACUGGGGCCUUUUGAUGGGCUCCUUGGUUUCAGCCAGGGGGCCGCGCUAGCAGCCCUUGUGUGCGCCCUUGGCCAAGCGGGAGAUCCUCGCUUUCCCUUGCCAAGGUUUAUCAUCCUGGUGUCUGGUUUCUGUCCCCGGGGCCUUGGACUCAAAGAACCCAUCCUGCAGGGCCCCUUGUCGCUGCCUUCCCUCCAUGUUUUCGGGGACACUGACUGUGUCAUCCCCCCUCAGGAAAGUAUGCAACUGGCUAGCCGAUUCACUGGAGCCAUCAACCUCACCCACUCUGGUGGCCAUUUCAUUCCAGCAGCUGCAGCCCAGCGCCAGGUCUACCUCAAGUUCUUGGACCAGUUUGCAGAGUGAAAGAUGAACAGGGGCUCUGCCCCUACAUCCCCUACCCCCACAUGACCUUGGGGCAGCCUCUGGACUCCAGCCUCCCCGUCUUUCCCCUGCUCUGGGAGCUCAAGUGCUGUAGUGUUCCUCACUAUCACCAAUUAAGAGACAUAUCAGUUCUUUAGACUCAAAUUAUUAUAAGCCCAGCUCUACACUCAAGAAAAAAGGGAGCAGGAUAUUCAAACAUGACGUCUGAUACUCAAACAUGAGAAAGGCCAGUGGACCCCUGGAUGAGUGGAGGGUGGCAUGGGAAGAGCAGGGGCUGGCACUGUGACUGCUACAUAAUAAAGUGGUGAUUUGGAUUUUGAGCAUCUUUUUCCUUAUACAGAAAAACCCAUUUUGAAACCGAAGUCUGGAUUUCUGGCCUUCCAUACAACCUCCAGGGAAGCACCAAACAGGGAAGUGUUUGCAGUUGUGAGUCUCCAGGACAAGCUUGUGAGUGCACACGUUUGGUAGAAGUCUUAAGUCCCAAGCUGAAGGGAAGGAGGCCUUGGUGGCUGAGUUGGAAGAGUUUACAUCUGAGAAGUUUUGGGUAGAGGUCCCCUGGCAUGGUUCUGCCUGGGCUACAGAGUUAGGGUUCCUCCGUCCUGAUCCCUGAGGGUAGUGUGCUAGUCUCCUGUCAGACUCUGGCAUCUUGGGUUCUCUGCUUCCUCCUCCAGAACUGCUGUAGACCCUCUGAACGACCAGCUUGAAGGGUGGGAUGAUGCUCAACCUCAGGUAGAAGCCCAAGCCUGCACAGAAGAAACCCUAUUACAGACCUGACCUCAUCUACAGAGUUUCUGGGGUUGAUGCUACUCCACAAGGAUCCAGCCAAAGCCUAAGGAGCCCCUCCAGUUCUUGAGUACAGUUAGUUGUUCCUAAGCUGUCACUAGGUCCGCUUUUGCUAUUUGCCCUACUUCUAGUGCCUCCACCUGUGGCCCACCCUGCACUGAUUUCAGCGCUGCCUCUGCAGGUUCACCAGCCUGUUCCUUUUCUGAAAAAUUACAGGAGGCCCUGGUCUAACCCUCAUGCACGGUUGCCCCCAGGGAGGUUAGUAAUUGAGUAGGAAUUAGGAUUAGGGGAUACAGCACAAAUACUCCAGCCUGCCCUGAGCCAAUCAGACUAGCAUCCCUUAAAUUGCCCCUAAUCCUGAGUUCUUCACUACACAUAGCACUUGUCUAAGAUGAAAAAGCUGGAGUUACCAACCCCCCUUCCCCCCAAUCACCACCAGACACCCAGCUUACUGGAUUUAGGACCUUUACAGCAGAAACUGAGGAUGGGAGGAUAGUUCUCCCUUGCUACAGUCUGCCUCUGCCUUGCUCUUGGUGUUUAAAAGGAUCCCUUUUUUGGCAAAAAGGAGACUCAGAAAUGAACUGAAUUGCUCCUACAGACCUGUUGGAUUUGGCCCAUUGGAUUUUUAAAAAUACUCAAUUUUUGAUACUUAAGGUUUUCAGAAUUUCACCCACACAAAUCAGAUUCCUGGCUUCUCUGGAAAUAAGCAGUUCAGAAUGGAAUACAAUGGAUCUGCAGUUCAGAGCUCACAUGCCCCCAUGGCAGUCGUGGGCUGCCCCCUUUAGCAACGUCCCGAGGUAUGAACAUGAUGACAAUUGCUACCACA